This is a messenger RNA of Mustela erminea (ermine), 1593 nucleotides long. It is a transcript of the gene AQP5, whose product is annotated as aquaporin 5. Bases 263 to 1060 code for a protein of 265 amino acids. Lineage: Eukaryota; Metazoa; Chordata; Mammalia; Carnivora; Mustelidae. Gene Ontology annotation, molecular function: water channel activity. Gene Ontology annotation, biological process: transmembrane transport. The record is from RefSeq and is a predicted model, not a curated record. The transcript is spliced from 4 exons. Gene Ontology annotation, cellular component: plasma membrane; apical plasma membrane.
GGUGGCGGCAGCGAGGUUCCCUCUCUGCGCGCUGCGCUGCGCCCCGGGCGCGGGAGCCGCCCACUGCCUCCCCGCGCUCGCCCCCCCGCCAGGCUGCCGGCCUCUAUAUAGCGCACCCCUGCACUGCCCGCGCCAGGCCACGAGCCACUCAGGGGGAGCUGCAGAGCGCGCCGCGCCCGGGAGCCAUCCCCCCGCCCCCUGCGCCGCUGCCCCGACGGGCACCCCGCGCCGUGGCCGGCGCCGCCGGGCCCCCGCGGCCACCAUGAAGAAGGAGGUGUGCUCCGUGGCCUUCCUCAAGGCAGUGUUCGCCGAGUUCCUGGCCACCCUCAUCUUCGUCUUCUUUGGCCUCGGCUCGGCCCUCAAGUGGCCGUCGGCGCUGCCCAGCAUCCUCCAGAUCUCACUGGCCUUUGGCCUGGCCAUAGGUACCCUGGCCCAGGCCCUGGGGCCGGUGAGCGGCGGCCACAUCAACCCGGCCAUCACGCUGGCCCUCCUGGUGGGCAACCAGAUCUCCCUGCUCCGGGCAGUCUUCUACGUGGCGGCCCAGCUGUUGGGCGCCAUCGCCGGGGCGGGCAUCCUCUAUGGGCUGGCACCACUUAAUGCCCGAGGCAAUCUGGCCAUCAACGCGCUCAACAACAACACAACCCAGGGCCAGGCUAUGGUAGUGGAGCUGAUUCUGACCUUCCAGCUGGCACUCUGCAUUUUCUCCUCCACCGACUCCCGCCGCACCAGUCCUGUGGGCUCUCCGGCCCUGUCCAUUGGCCUUUCCGUCACACUGGGCCACCUUGUGGGGAUCUACUUCACCGGCUGCUCCAUGAACCCAGCCCGCUCUUUCGGCCCUGCAGUGGUUAUGAAUCGCUUCAGCUCUGCUCACUGGGUGUUCUGGGUAGGCCCCAUCGUGGGGGCCAUCCUGGCUGCCAUCCUCUACUUCUACCUGCUCUUCCCCAACUCCCUGAGCGUGAGUGAGCGCGUGGCCGUCAUCAAGGGCACAUAUGAGCCUGAGGAGGACUGGGAAGAGCAACGAGAGGAGCGAAAGAAGACCAUGGAGCUGACUGCCCGCUGACCUGUGUCAGGAAGGGGUCAGUCCCCUAGCCCCGGAACCACAGGGGCAAAAUAUGUACAUAUAUGACAGCAAAGCUUCCUUCCCCUACAGCUGGGUCCUCUGGGCUAGGGAGGAGGUGCUGGCUCCCCCAGCUUCACAAUAAGGAAUGGGAGCCGGAAUCCAUGAUGGGACUCUUGGGUGGGGGCCAGGGGUUGGUGUCUGAUGGGGAGGGGGGGUCUGUCUGGGACAGGGCAGCCUGCUGCCAUGAGGUCGGACCUCAGAGACUGAAAGUAGCACCAAGCUUACAGGCUGCAUGGGGGCCAAGCUAGGAAGGGGUGGCCAGCAGUCUGUAUGCCCCUAUCUUCCCCCACCACCCCCACCUUAAGAGCCAGAGGCGUCCCAGUCCCUUGGACCGCAGAGGCUGCCCCUCCCCAGAUUGCCUUAGGAGGGAGACAGACUGAUUCAUUAAAUGCUGCCUUAUUUAUUUCCGCUCAAGGAUGCACAGGGUAGUGCCGGUGUUUGGGGCAGGGGCGUACCAAUAAACCACUGACAUU